Messenger RNA from Quercus robur (English oak), 351 nucleotides. Its product is annotated as 50S ribosomal protein L12, chloroplastic-like. Gene Ontology annotation, molecular function: structural constituent of ribosome. The record is from RefSeq and is a predicted model, not a curated record. The transcript has a single exon. The coding region runs from base 1 to 351 and encodes 116 amino acids. Gene Ontology annotation, cellular component: ribosome. NCBI's taxonomy places the organism in Eukaryota, Viridiplantae, Streptophyta, Magnoliopsida, Fagales, Fagaceae. Gene Ontology annotation, biological process: translation.
AUGGUGGCCUACUUAGGGUGGAUCUUGACGUGGCAAGGUCACGGUGGUGGUGACCUUGCCACGCCGUGGUGGCAGUGGUGGCUUGUUUCUCUAGCCCUCGUUGGAGCUGACACGGGACUCGCCAUUGUCAAAGAGAAGACCAAGUUCGACGUGGUUAUCGAGGAUGUCCCCAACAAUUUGAGGAUUUUAGGGAUUAAGGCGGUGAGGGCGUUGACGAGCUUGGCUUUGAAGGAGGCUAAGGAGUUGAUUGAAGGGUUGCCUAAGAAGUUUAAGGAAGGGGUUUCUAAAGAUGAGGCUAAAGAGGCCAAGAAGCAGCUUGAGGAAGCUGGAGCUAAGAUUGCUAUUGUGUAA